Musca domestica (house fly) is the source of this 2054-nucleotide messenger RNA. RefSeq names its product lipase 3-like. The coding region runs from base 1 to 2046 and encodes 681 amino acids. The transcript has 4 exons. NCBI's taxonomy places the organism in Eukaryota, Metazoa, Arthropoda, Insecta, Diptera, Muscidae. The record is from RefSeq and is a predicted model, not a curated record. Gene Ontology annotation, biological process: lipid metabolic process.
AUGCAUGGCUUGAGUAGUUCUUCGGAUUUUUGGGUUUUAAAGGGACUCCAUCAACCAUUGGCAUUUCUGUUGGCCGCAAAUGGCUAUGAUGUUUGGUUGGGUAAUACUCGUGGAAAUCCUUAUGGUUAUGAUCAUCCGGAAAUAUCUAUGAAUUCUCGAAAAUUUUGGCGUUUCUCUUGGCAUGAAAUUGGUGUCGAGGAUUUGCCCAGCACCAUCGAAUAUAUAUUGGAUAUAACUCAUCAGAAAACAUUGCAUUUUGUCGGCCAUUCGCAGGGAUGUACAAGUUUGUUUGUUUUACUCACCACAAUGCCCGAGUAUAAUGACAAACUAAGAUCGGUACAUUUGCUGGGCCCAAUGGCCUAUGCGAGCCAUAUGCGUUCGCUGUUGGCUCGUACAACCGCACUUGUCAUUGGAAGAUUUUCCCCAUUGGAUCCGCUCUUUGGUGAUACUGAACUUUUUCAAAAUCCAAUUUUACUUAAACUCUCCGGCUUUGAGAGCUGCCGCAUAACAGGGGGAGCACUGAAAAUAUGUCCCCUUUUGUAUUUUCUGGCAUUCGGUGGCGAAUCGGAUUAUACUUUGAAGUCCGUUUAUCCCGACUUUUUCGAAACCCAUCCGGCCAGAUGUUCCACCCAUCAAGGCAUACAUUUUCUUCAGCUUUAUAUUUCCGGUUAUUUUCGUCAGUAUGAUUUUGGUGCCGAGGGCAAUCGUCUACGUUAUGGUCAAGAUGUACCGCCGGAAUACGAUUUGUCUAAGAUAAAUCCAAGAUUUCCAUUGCAUCUGUACCAUAGUAAAGGUGAUGCGUAUUCUGCCAUCGAGGAUGUACAACGCCUGAGUGCAGUUUUGGGUAAUCGAAGUGUUCGACAUUUUAUCGAUUUGGAUAAUUUUGCCCACAUGGAUGUUGUGUUGGGUUACAACGCUUAUGAGGCUGAUCGGAUAGAAUACUGGGGCUUCACGAGUGAAAUACAUAAUGUGACAACAGGAGGUGGUUUUACUUUCAGUAUAUUCCGCAUAAAACCAUCUGCAUCCCAUCAAUCACAGGGAGCACGACCUGUGGUCCUAUUGAUGCACGGCUUGAGUAGCUCCUCGGAUUAUUGGGUUCUAAAAGGACUCCACCAACCAUUGGCAUUUCAAUUGGCCAAUAAUGGCUACGACGUUUGGUUGGGCAAUACUCGAGGAAAUCCCUAUGGCUAUGAUCAUCCGAAAAUAUCUAUGAACUCUCGAGAAUUUUGGCGUUUCUCUUGGCAUGAAAUUGGUGUCGAGGAUUUGCCCAGCACCAUCGAUUAUAUAUUGGACAUAACUCAGCAAAGAACAUUACAUUAUGUCGGACACUCGCAGGGAUGUACAAGUAUGUUUGUUUUACUCUCCGAGAUGCCCGAGUAUAAUGAAAAACUAAGAUCCGUACAUUUGCUGGCCCCAGUGGCCUAUGCCAACCAUAGUCGUUCGACAUUGGUUCGUACGACCGCAAUUGUCCUUGGAAGAUAUUCCAUUUUGGAUCCGCUCAUUGGUGAUAGUCAACUUUUUCAAAAUCCAAUUUUACAAAAACUCUCCGGCUUUGAGAGCUGCCGCAGAACAGGGGGCGCAUUAAAAAUCUGUCCCCUGUUGUAUUUUCUGGCAUUCGGUGGGGUAUCGGAUUAUACUUUGAAGUCCGUUUAUCCCGACUUUUUCGAAACCCAUCCGGCCAGAUGUUCUACCCAUCAGGCAAUACAUUUCCUCCAGCUUUAUGUUUCCGGUUAUUUUCGUCAGUAUGAUUUUGGCCACCGGGGCAAUCGUCUACGUUAUGGCCAAGAUGUACCGCCAGAGUAUGAUUUGUCGAAAAUUAAUCCUAGAUCUCCCCUGCAUCUGUACCACAGCAAAGGUGACACUUUUUCAGCCAUAGAAGAUGUUGAACGCCUGAGUGCAGUUUUGGGUAAUCGAAGUAUUCGUCAUUAUAUCGAUUUGGAUAGAUUUGCCCACAUGGAUUUCGUGUUGGCUUACAACGCUCAUGAAGUUGUCAAUCCAAAUAUUUUGAGAGUUAUGCAGCAAAUGGAUGCCAAUUUUUCAGAAUAAAUUGAAAA